CUAGCUAACUUAAAUCCAGGUUUUAACAUAAUUGUUGGCGGUGACUUCAACAUUGACGUGUUGAAGGCUGACCACAGGACAAGGGAUUUUGUUAACCUAUUGAGAUCUCUGGACCUCUAUGUGGCUAACUGGCAGCCCACUAGAUUCGAUGCUUGCCUCGAUAAUGUGAUUACAAAUCUGAACAUUGGCAAUAACAUUAGUUGUUCAAUUGUAAAUCCUCUCCUCAGUGACCACCUGGCACUCGGCUGCAAUGUGGAAUUGCCAACUUCCACCUACCCUGCCUCUAUACCUGCAGGGCGUGAUCGACUCACUUGGGUGCGACCCAUCACACAGGGUGGACGCGAGCGUUUUCUGCAUUAUCUGACUCUGAUUGACUGGAGCUUUCUGAAGGAUCAUCCUGAUGCACAGCCCAAUUUCACGGCGUUUUUUGAUAGACUCCUGACUGGCUUCAACAACUGCUUUCCACUAAAACGUUUCCUCUCUGGAAGGCCUGGUAAACGUGGUGCACUGUGGAUUACGGACGACCUUCUUGACUUGAGAGACCUGGUUCUUAUGGCGUAUGAGCGGUUUCGGGCUGAUCGACUCCUGUCCUCUAAACGGACCUACAUGGGACUGAGGAGAUCAUACCAGCGGGCUGCUCGUGCGGCCAGGAUGCGCUACAACUCUGAGCUGAUUGACCGGGCACCCAAUAGGUGUAAAGCUGCCUGGGGUAUCAUCAGGGCCGCUGCGGGUGUACCAGCUCCUGGUGCUGUUCCGGUAUCUGCGGAUGAUCUUCACGACGCGUGGACCAGCUCUAUUCGCGGUAUCUGCGAGGGGAUCCGAGCUUCCCCUGUGGUGGCGGCGGAUCUGCUCUCGGCUUCGGUUCGGCCCCCCGCUCUUCGGCUGUUGACCUGGCGCCGUAUUACUUGUGAUGAUGUCACUCGAGUUGUGAACUGUUUGAGCAACUCGAGCGUGAUUUUAUAUGGCCUCCCCCUCUGGGGUGGAGCCACAGAUGUCGCCCGAGUCCUUCGUCUCCAGAAGAGGGCCCUGAGGAUUAUUUGUGGGGCUGGUAGAUUAGCCCACUGUCGCCCACUCUUUAUCAAAGAGAGGAUCCUCACCGUCUUCUCCCUCUAUGUUCUCCAUACCCUUUGCAGAACACAUGCGAACGUGGGGUUGCUCGUGACCCGACAGAGCUUCCACCCAUAUGAGACUAGGGGUAGACUCAGGCUGGAUUUACCCUACCAGAGGCUGAGCAGAACUCGGACUGGUCUGGCUCAUAUGUCUAUCAGCCUCUAUAAUAGGCUGCCUCUGUUGGCCAGGGAUCUGCCUGCGGUGCGGUUUCGAGGGGAUCUGAGGAGCCUGCUGACGGAUCACCCUCUGCACUCACUCCGUGAGUUCUGUAUGUUGGAGAGCAGUGUG
Nilaparvata lugens (brown planthopper) is the source of this 1398-nucleotide messenger RNA. RefSeq lists its product as uncharacterized. Lineage: Eukaryota; Metazoa; Arthropoda; Insecta; Hemiptera; Delphacidae. The annotation marks the transcript as partial. The record is from RefSeq and is a predicted model, not a curated record. The transcript has 2 exons.